AGUAGAAAUAUCCCAGCGGUAACCGUUGCGAUUUUAGAAACCCUGGGGUGAGCGUCAAAUUAGCGCCAUGCCAAAUAGGCUGGCCGGGAUGUAUGACCCACAAUAUGCUUAGCGGGGGUUUUAGGUCUCGAGGUACGUAUUACGCAACACGAUAAGGCAUGCGACCAUGACACGCUAAACCCUGUUGCAUCGGCCCACCGCCUUGUCACCAAACCUGGUCCCCAAAAGUGCCCGGGGUUGUGGUGUCGAGCAACAAUGUUCUUCCUCUUCCGCUGGAUUUCUGGGAGUUCGCUGUGGCUAUCGAGCUUACUUGUUCAUAUUCUUGGUACUACAAGUUGGUUGUUGGGCAUUCGGGGCAAUAAGAGUAUCGGAGGACAGGAUGUUCAGAGGGACCCGGUUACGACACGACAUCAAGAUGAUAUCAAAGCCCUGAGGCUUCUAAGGGUCUCGCAAUGUUUCGAUUCUGACAAUGGUGUACUUCGUUAUAAAUAUACGAAAGUUCUAUAUGUCGAAGAUGGCAACACGUACCAAGCGCGAUCUAAAUCGCGGCUUCGACCAAACUUAGACAUUGAGUUCAACCAGGACGAACUUACGCAUAUUACACUCAUUCCAAUCGAAUCAUACUGCCCUCCAUACUCUCCUGAAUUCACCUUAGCUCCAAAAGCUCCCCCGGAAGGCCACUAUGUCAAGCAACCCGAUCUUAUGUCCUAUGGGGAAGGGCUGAAUAUCUGCGAUAUUGUUUUGACCGAUAUAAGGGCUUGCGAGAUUCUACGGAAAUCUCCUCAUCCAAACGUCGCACAGUAUCAUGGUUGCCAGGUUCACAAUGGGCGAGUUACGGGUCUCUGUUUCACGAGAUACGCGGAAACUCUUACGCAAAGAGUAAACCCAGGCCAUCUCAGCAAGGACGACUUUUCUAGGAGUGGUCCCCGAAACCCAGAUAGGGUGGAACAUUAUCUCGAAGGUAUUGAGAGUGGGAUUCAUCAUAUACACUCUGUCGGCCUCAUCCACAACGACAUCAACCCGAAUAACAUCAUGAUCACCGAAGAUGAUAGGCCAGUGAUUAUUGAUUUUGACUCAUGUCUGCCAGAAGGAUCACCAUUAGGUUUGACGAAGCGAACAUUUCAAUGGCACAACCCGGUGGAUCAAAUUUCCAAAAUGAGCAAUGAUAUCUGGUCAUUGAAAGAAAUAUGCACUUGGCUGGCUGGUGCUGGCAAUGAGGAAUGAAUACCAAAGGUCAGACACACCAGCAUGGUCAUUAGGGUUGAUGAAGCGAACAUUUUAAUGGCACAACCCAAUGGAUCAAAGUUCAAACAAGCAAUGAUUCCUGGCCAUUGAAAGUCUUUCUGUGAACGUUUUCUACAAUAGUUUCAUAUCAUGAGAGAGUGGAAUGAAGAAUAUUGGAUUCCAAAGUGUUUUGUUGGCUAAGUAAACGAAUGAUUGUAGAUCGCUUUGUUUGCCAUACAGGCGGUAAGGAGCGCAGUGAACAAACAUGUUCUGGAAAGCAGCACGUUUUU
Messenger RNA from Pseudogymnoascus destructans, 1514 nucleotides. RefSeq lists its product as uncharacterized. Gene Ontology annotation, cellular component: IRE1-TRAF2-ASK1 complex. The record is from RefSeq and is a predicted model, not a curated record. Gene Ontology annotation, biological process: protein phosphorylation; intrinsic apoptotic signaling pathway in response to endoplasmic reticulum stress; IRE1-mediated unfolded protein response. Lineage: Eukaryota; Fungi; Ascomycota; Leotiomycetes; Thelebolales; Thelebolaceae. Bases 256 to 1224 code for a protein of 322 amino acids. Gene Ontology annotation, molecular function: protein serine/threonine kinase activity; RNA endonuclease activity; ATP binding. The transcript has 2 exons.